AUGCAGUGUCGGCGGAUAAGUAGGAUCUUGGAGGGCUUUGAUCCUGUUGCUCAUGGCUUACCUGAAGAUUUUAUCCUUACCAAACUGACUGCAAUGAAGGGCUGUGGAUGUAAAGUUCCUAGAGCGCAUUACCUACUGGCUAAGUUCUGCGUCCACCUCGUUGAGAUGAUUACUUAUGAUCGAAUUCUAGGUAUUGGGCUUGAUAGCUGCGUGGUACCUCUUCGACAUAAAGGCUUGAAUCUUGUCCAGACCACUGACUUUUUCUACCCUCUGGUCGACGACCCGUACCUUAUGGGUAGAGUGACAUGCGCUAAUGUGCUGAGUGAUUUGUAUGCUAUGGGCAUUGUCGACUGUGAUAACAUGCUAAUGCUACUUGGAGUUGCCGUGGACCUGAACGAGAAGGAACGCGACAUUAUCAUUUCUAUGUUUAUCAAAGGAUUCAAGGACACUGCUGAUUCUGCUGAAACUAAAGUUCGUGGUGGGCAGACCGUUCGUUGUCCUUGGCUGCUUCUCGGUGGCGUUGCAAGUAGUGUAGCUGCUGAUGAGGAAAUCAUUAGAGUCGAUCAAGCCAAACCUGGAGAUGUUUUAGUUCUAACGAAACCGAUUGGCGGUCAGGUUGCUGUCAAUUCGUACGAAUGGCUCAAAAAGAAGAACGGGCGUGUUGAGGAGUUAGGCCUGGAUGAAGGCAAAAUCAUUCGUGCUUUCCAGCAGGUUACAGAACAAAUGACACGGCUAAACAGAAAUGCUGCAAGAAUGCUUCACAAAUACCACGCUCAUGCCUCUACAGAUGUGACUGGCUUCGGACUUCUUGGUCACGCAGACAACCUUUCGCGGGCCCAAAAAGCGAAUGUUCGAUUUGUCAUUGACACUCUGCCAGUGAUUGAAUACAUGGACGAAAUCGCUUUGAAAAUGCCAAAUCGAAACGGUUUCAAUCUUUUCGGAGGCAAUCUUUUCGGAGGCACUUCUGCAGAAACCAGUGGUGGUUUACUUGUAGCCCUCAGCCCAGAAAAUGCUGAGCCCUUUAUCCGUGACAUGGAGUCGUUCGAUGGCUUCCCAGCUUGGGUCGUUGGUCAUGUUGAAGCAUUGGAUGGGAAGGAGAAUCACGCAAUCAUCCAUGAAAACUACAAGGUGGUAUCUGUGCCAUCGAAAAUUCACGAUUGA
Haemonchus placei is the source of this 1161-nucleotide messenger RNA. Lineage: Eukaryota; Metazoa; Nematoda; Chromadorea; Rhabditida; Trichostrongylidae. The record is from the annotation of a GenBank genome assembly.